AUGAUUGGAAUGAAGUCUAUUACGGCCUUAGCCGCUGUAGUCGGUGUUGUCUACGCUGUGGCUGUCCCCUCACCAGAGGAUGAAUGGCAUCUUUCCCUUCUUAAGCGUCAAGAACCAGGAACCCCUCAGUAUGCCUGCCACGAAUCAUGUGGAACUGCUAUCACUCUCAGCCGAGGCGCAAGCCCCUGUACUAAUGAUGCAUUCCUCACUGAUUACCAAGAGUGCUUGGAGUGCGCUGGUCCUGAUAACUUCAACAUCUGGAGAUACUAUGGAGGAACAUUGACCACCGCUGGAACCAACUGUGGACUGUCUACCACUCCUGUCUCUGGAUCUUCAUCAUCCGCUGCCUCGCCAUCCACUGCCCCAGCAAUUUCUACGACUCCUGAGCCAGUCACCGAGUCUACCACUACGCCUGAACCAGAGACUACUGCCGAGCCAACCACUACACCAACUUCAACGGGAGAGUCUAGCGCCAUCUCGGCUUCUGCAACUGGCUACCCAACGGCAUCUACCCAUUCCUCAACUGUGAGCACAACAGAUGCUCCUACUUACACUCCUCACCCUACCAGCAGCCAUACCGCAUCUGCUGGUAACUCUACCAGCACUACAGUUCCGUUCACUGGAGGGGCCAACUCUGCCAAUGGAAAGAUGGUCGGAGCCAUCGCCGUCGUAGCUGGAGUUGUCUUCGCUGCUGCUUUGUAG
Messenger RNA from Cadophora gregata, 702 nucleotides. RefSeq lists its product as uncharacterized. Bases 1 to 702 code for a protein of 233 amino acids. The transcript is spliced from 3 exons. The record is from RefSeq and is a predicted model, not a curated record. Lineage: Eukaryota; Fungi; Ascomycota; Leotiomycetes; Helotiales; Ploettnerulaceae.